AUGGGCGAUCGACUAACACAACUGCAAGAUGCUGUAGAUCAGCUGGCCACGCAGUUCGUUGCAUGCCUCCACUAUGUCAACAAGCGACAUGACCUUGAAACACUAGUUGAUUCACUUCCCCCAGAUGAGUUUCGAGCUGGUAUGGUAGAGUUGUCACAGGAUCUCAUUGUCAAAGAGCAACAAAUCGAGGUCCUCAUCUCAUCUCUACCCGGUUUAGACAACAGUGAGAUGGAUCAGGAGAAAUACAUCAAAGAGCUUGAAGAAGAUCUGAAGAUUGCUGAAGCCCAACGCCAAGAAGCAAUCAAGGAGAAGGAUCAGAUUUUGUCUGAGCUUGACAGUGUUAUUCGCAGCAUACGACGGCCAUGA
Messenger RNA from Fusarium musae, 366 nucleotides. RefSeq lists its product as uncharacterized. Gene Ontology annotation, molecular function: transcription coregulator activity. Bases 1 to 366 code for a protein of 121 amino acids. Gene Ontology annotation, biological process: regulation of transcription by RNA polymerase II. The transcript is spliced from 3 exons. Gene Ontology annotation, cellular component: mediator complex. Lineage: Eukaryota; Fungi; Ascomycota; Sordariomycetes; Hypocreales; Nectriaceae. The record is from RefSeq and is a predicted model, not a curated record.